GGGAGUCGCGCGCGGCAGCUGCAACUUCAGGACCACCGGCUGUCCGGAGCCUCCAGUCCGCUGGAUGUCUGGCCGGUAGAUGACUUGUUCACGGAGGCUGGAGGGGAAAGCACUGGACCAGGGACACGAACCAUGGUCUGGCGAGUGUGGUCAAAACUCUGCUGUGGUCAGAAAUGGAUCCUCCUCCUUUCCCCCCUGUUCCUACUCUUCCUCACGAUAUCCGUGAUGACAAUCACUCUUCCCCUGCCUCUGCCGCCCACUGACAUUGACCGGCAUUCAUCCCGAGCUCUUAGCUCCGCAGGAAAGUUCAGAUCCAGGCCCAGGAUUGUGGAGCCCCCUCCAGUCGCUGCCUUCCAGCAGCCACUCAGUCACAUCCACAGCGGUGCCUGGAGAACCAGCACUGGAAAAGAGACGUUUAAACAUUCAGUGCCAUCUAAACCUUUCGGGGAUGCUGCUGGCAAUGACAAAAACAGCAUCAAGGAGAGUAGUCAAACUGACAAACACAGAAAUAAACUGAAAAGCAAACGCAUCACUUCCAAAAGAAAAGACGCCAUCCAGCCAACCAGAAAUCACCAUCCCAAUCUCCCAGAGUUUACAGUCAACAGCCCAGAGCCAAAGCAUAGAAUUAAGCCGAGCAACCACAGUGCUGUGGUAAAGCACACUGCACAGACUUACAUUUAUCUAGAAAGAAGUAAAUCCACAGCAGCACGUAUCCCUGCUCCAGCACAUACCGUAAUAACUGACAGAAGAGCUGCAGGCAGACAUCCAGGAAGAGGGGACAGUAGACAAACAUAUGUGAAUGCAUACAACAUACAUGGCAGCCGUACAAGUACAAAGCCAGCAGGACAUGACCAGGAAAAACACAGAGAAGCAAUGAAACACUCUGCUGCUCCUUAUCUGCUUGAUCAGAUUUACCAGGCUGUGAAAAAGCCCCCCAGAGAGCUCAAAAAACACCAUAAUCUCCUAGAGGAUCCAUCUGAAGCCAAGAAGAAUCCUGGGUCAUUGGACCAUAGAAGGGCCGUGUCCAAACCCAAAGAAGCUCAAGAGAAAGAUGACAGCGGCUGGUGCCAGAGCUUUAGAGAGCAGGACUUUCCAGACAAUGACCACAGGAGAAUCAGGAUUAGCACAGAUCUGCAGCCUCUCACCUGGCUCAGCAAGGAUGACAUCCAGAAGAUGGAGCUCCUGGCUGGGGGGGAGGUGGUCAGCAAGGCCAGGGUGCCUGCACACGGACAGGUGCUCCAAGUGGUGCUGGAUCCUCCUGCACACCAGCAGCAGCCAUCACUGGUGAGAGAUUUACAUGAGCCUGGUGCUGGACACAGCCAUGCAACCAGCCACAGUGAACGCUGCCAACAGGGGCACUGCUCCCUCAUCAAACGCACAGAUGACUGGUUCGAGGUGUUUGCCUUCCACCUGGACAGAGUGCUGGGACUCAACAAAAGUCUCCCUGCAGUUCUGCGGACUUUCCACAGUGACGUUCUGCCUUACCGGUACACCAGUGGCACCCCUAGACCUGCAGUGUGGUGGGACCCAGAUAUCCAGCACCUCACUGAAAGAGACAAUGACCAGAACUCAGUAUCGCUGAGCUGGGUCCAGUACCAGAAACUGCUGCAGGCCCGCUGUGGGAGCAAAACAGACCAGAGGUCAGCACCCUGCGUCGGAGUCCAGCACUCAGAGUGGGGGAGACUGGCUCUUUUUGACUUCUUAUUACAGAUAAACGACCGUCUUGACAGGUACUGCUGUGGUUUCACACCUGAUCCGACAGAACUCUGUGUGGAGAACCUGCUGCGAGCCAAAUGCGGCCACACCAAGGACCUAAUGCUGGUUCACAUCCUGGUGAGGAAGGCAGAUCCCUCCAGACUGGUGUUCAUUGACAAUGCUGGCAGACCGCAGCAGUCCAGUGACAACCUCAACUUCAGGCUGGUUGAGGGCAUUGAUGAGUUUCCAGAGAAAGCCGUGUCAGUGCUUCACUCAGGCUGUCUGGAAAAUCUUCUUCUACGCUCCCUUUACACUGACAGGGAGUUCUGGGACAGCCUUGGCGGGGCCAGCGGUCUCAGGCCGCUCAUCCAUGUGGUGCAGCAGAGAGGGAGCAUUCUCCUCCAGCACAUCAGAGACAAAAAACUCAGACUCAAGAGGGACCUGUGACAGAACUGGAAAGGCCAAGCUGGAGUAGAAAAUAAGCUGCAGGUUGGAAAGCUGAAGAUGACAUUUGCUCAGUGUGAUCAAAAAGACACUCUGAAGGAACAGUAGCCGUCAGAAAUUAAAUUCAAAAGUUAAUUCAAAAGCUCGUCACGUCAAGAUGGAAUCACAAAAGUUUUCCAAUUAUGCAUUCAAAACUAGUGGCAAAGUCAUUUACAAG
Messenger RNA from Stegastes partitus (bicolor damselfish), 2356 nucleotides. RefSeq names its product golgi associated kinase 1A (gene gask1a). NCBI's taxonomy places the organism in Eukaryota, Metazoa, Chordata, Actinopteri, Pomacentridae. Gene Ontology annotation, cellular component: Golgi apparatus. The coding region runs from base 133 to 2142 and encodes 669 amino acids. The transcript has 6 exons. The record is from RefSeq and is a predicted model, not a curated record.